Messenger RNA from Suillus discolor, 1365 nucleotides. RefSeq names its product beta-glucan synthesis-associated protein-domain-containing protein. Lineage: Eukaryota; Fungi; Basidiomycota; Agaricomycetes; Boletales; Suillaceae. The annotation marks the transcript as partial. Gene Ontology annotation, cellular component: condensin complex; condensed chromosome. The transcript is spliced from 10 exons. Gene Ontology annotation, biological process: mitotic chromosome condensation. The record is from RefSeq and is a predicted model, not a curated record.
AUGGCGCAGCUCAUCGAUCCUGAUAUGCCCGGUAGUGCUGCAGCACGAUCAGGAUUUGAUGGCCUCCCUUACGAACUGGUCUUUUCGGACGAUUUCAAUACAGCCAACCGCACUUUUUGGCCUGGGGAUGAUCCCUUCUGGGAAGCCGUAAACAUCAAGUAUGGGAGUACCGGCGAUCAGGAGCGUGGUCGGAUGCAUGGGCGAUGGGUAAUCUUGCGCGCCCGGGAUGCGGUGCGACUGCAGGCGGCGCAUGGCCUUACUCCUAUGACUUGUGAUGUUGGGACUUUCCCCAACCAGGCAGAGCGGGAUGGUUCUUGGCCAGCUGCCGCGCCCCAGCCAAAUGCCUUGAAGACCAAGUACAAUUAUGAACUAUCAUGGUUGCCGUGGCAGCGCCUUUCGGAAGUCAUACCUGACUUCUUCUCCAGCAUUUGUUUUGUAUUUGCCCCUCCUUACGGGCGCAUAUGCCCACUAUCCGCGCUCAACAUUGGACGCGCGCGCCAGGCACAUCGAAACGUCGCUGUCAUUGCACUUUCGAAGCUAUAUGGUUCGGAAGAUCCAUCUGAUGCGGAAGGAGAACCUACUGCUCUUGAGGUCCUACUGGAGACUCUUAGUUGCGAUCCUGCCGCAGACGUCCGUAGAGCCGCAUUGCUCAAUAUUCCUCUGUCUUCAGCUACCUUAGACGCCGCCCUUGGUCGAACCCGCGACAUUGACACGAUCAUGCACAAGCUGACAGAGUUCAUCAUUCGCAAUGGGUUAGCUUUAUUACUCAGCAAAUGGGUGGACGUUGCUCGUGAAGAUGUCAAGAACGAAGAAAGCAAGACCGCCGAAGAUAAUGUUCUCGCACUUUUAAGCCUCUUUGAUCUUACGGAGAGCACGGUUGCAGAGGACGCGCCGCUGAGUGUUUGGAAUAGACGCGCUGAUAUUUCCGACCACGUUGAGUUUAAUGAUGCCUAUUGGGCCAACCUGACCCCAGAACGAGCUUUUUUCGCUCGCGUCUUUGUUGACCAUUGCAUUGCCAUAAAAAAUGCGGAAAAACUAGAUGCUUCUUUUGAUGCUGCAUCCAUGUAUACAGAUCGAGAUCCGGAAAUCGUGCUUUUUCUACUAUUGAUCGAGGAAAUCGCCUUCUUCAAUGCAGAUCGAUAUGACGAGACAAACCUGCUCCUCAAAGAACUCGCUGCCAGUCGUCCGAAUGCCGAUACUCUCGCGCGUCGUGUCGUGCAAGCAUAUCUACGCGUUCAACCCGGCAUCAAAGCUUUGGAUGGCGCACGUCACGAUGAAGCCGCUGACCAUUUUACUGCCACUCUCGACUGCCGUGAUUCAUCAUCAAAAUUGAACAUUCAUAAAAUAUAUGAGGAUUUGGUGAUG